Messenger RNA from Zootoca vivipara (common lizard), 5189 nucleotides. RefSeq names its product Thy-1 cell surface antigen (gene THY1). The record is from RefSeq and is a predicted model, not a curated record. NCBI's taxonomy places the organism in Eukaryota, Metazoa, Chordata, Lepidosauria, Squamata, Lacertidae. Gene Ontology annotation, cellular component: external side of plasma membrane; myelin sheath; dendrite. Gene Ontology annotation, molecular function: GTPase activator activity; integrin binding. Gene Ontology annotation, biological process: regulation of cell migration; integrin-mediated signaling pathway; cell adhesion.
CAGGGGGUGGGGCUGUGUGGGCGGGGCGUGUCCCGGAGCCCCGCCCCUCCUCCCUGUCGCCUCGUGCAGCAGUCUCUCGCCUUGCCCCAGACUGCAGGAGCCAGAGACGCGCAGAAUCCUCGCUCCAGACGCAGAUUCCUCCCACGCUCCACACCGUAGACCGAAAGGAAGAUGAAGUCCACUAUUGGUAUUGCAGUCCUCGUGACAGUGCUCCAAGUUGCCCGCUGCCAGAGGAUUAGAAGCCUGACCGCUUGCCUGAGCGACCAAAGCCUGCGCUUGGACUGUGCGUACGAAAAGAAGACCUCAAAUGCCCUGACCUACGACUUCCGCCUGAGCAGGGAUUCCGGCUUGGGGAUUGUUGUUGCCAGCAGCCAGAACGUCCCCAAUGCCAUCUACAAGAACCGGGCCAACGUCACCGUGUCCAACAACCUGGUGUGCCUUCACCUUGCGGGCUUCACCACCGCCGAUGAGGGGACCUACGUGUGCAGGCUGAAGAUCACCAACGAUUAUGAGGAUAACCAGAUGAAGAACAUCUCGGUUUUCAAAGACCGGCUGGAGAAAUGCGCAGGAAUCAGCCUCUUGAUCCAAAACACCUCCUGGCUGCUGCUGCUGCUGCUCUCAUUGCCUCUCCUGCAAGCUGUGGAUUUUGUGUCCCUGUAAAGAAGGAGAAGCGAGCAAAGUGGGGGGAGGGAGGGAGGGAGGGAGGGAAGGGAGAGCCGGCUGGGGAGCGGACUUAAACCCAACAGAGCAUCGUGGCCCUUUCCUUUUUUCAUUGUUGUUCUUGUUCCAGAAAGAGGCAGCCGAUAAGGAGGAUGGUUUGAUGCCGAACCCCGAUUGUAUCUCUUAAUAUUAUCUCUCUAUAUCUCUCUCUAUAUAGCCGCAUAGCUGAUAAAAGUGACUGAUUUGCGCUAAAAGCCAGUAUCAUGCUGCCACAUUCAAGCAACGGAUCACCCAGAGGGUGCGACAGGAAAAGGACGGGGGGGGAUCCUCAGCGCUCCAUCCAGAAAUCAAGCAUGGCAGAAUUUAUGUGCCACUGCCUUCCUUUCUUUUGUCCCACCCCAUGCCAAUUUUUGCUAUUUCGGUUCCUCUCUUUAUUUGCCCACUUCUCCCAAAUGUGCCCCUGCUUCUGGUCUUCUGCAGCUUUGUCUUAGAGACUCGAGGGAAGGAAGCAAUGCCAGCAAGGCUCAGCAUGCUUUUUAAAUUUUAAACCAAAGAGGUGUGCAGCAAAACGUAGAGGGGGCAGGUGGAGGGGGGGGUUCAUAGAGCACAUCUUAGACUCCAACUCCCAUCAGCCCCCACCCAGCCUGCUUGGCUGUUGAUCAGGUGUCAUGGGAGUUGUGAGGGCGACAGCAUGCAUUGAGAGCCUGCAUAUUUCUUGCAAACCACUUAGAGGUUUAAGUACAAUCAAGCGAUAUAUAUAUAUAUACACUUUGUUAAAUGAAAUAAAUUAAUUUUUGGAGGACAGCCCUGACGCACAGUGCUCUUUUCCCUCUGAAGCCCACAGUGGUCUUUAUUGCAGCAUGGCCCUUAUCUGCUGGGUAUCCUCCGCGAGAGAACAGGAAACCCCUUGCACCUAGGGUUGGGUUGCAAAAGGAAUAGCAGAGGCUUGCAGAUUCACUACCGGGGUUGGGCGUUGGCUGCUGGACGAAGGAGUCGUAGCUUUAGUGGCAUGGAAGUCAUGUGUUUGCAUUGCAUGCAAAAGGUUCCAGAUUCAAUCCCUGCCAACCUGUCACUGAAAGCUGUUUGCCAGGGAGCAGCAGUGAGGGAGAGAGUUGUAUGCUGUUACUUUGAUUUGCUUGUUUUCAUGCAGUUUGUGGGCUUCCCAGUGUAGGCAAGUGAAGUUGAGUGCUGAGCUCAGGUGCAACUGACCCGGCAGGGCUUUUCUUGCAUUUGGGAGAGCCUGGGGUGCAGCAGUGGGUGGGUGAGCUUCAAAUUUGCCCAUCAUUUGCUCUGCAUAACAGGAUCCUCGAAUUGGCUGGGUUCCGUGAAGGAGAGCUAAAAUCAGUCCUAGCCCAAGCAACUGUUCUGCUAACCCUGGCUUGUUUGUUUUUUAAGGAAGAUUUUUAAAAAAUUAUUGUUGCACGGCAACCCAGGCUCCAAGUGAUGUGAGAUUCCAGCGGUUCCAGCUGCUUACCCCAGGGUUUGUGGAAAUGAGGCAUGGCAGAGACUGUGUUGUCUUUAAUAUAUAUGGUUUAUUUACACAUAUAUACAACCUGAGCCUAUGAAGGAGGAAUUCACAGCAUCAUCACCCCAAAAGGGUCUUGUUUCUCCCAUAGUCCAAGCCUUGGAUUCAAACAGACUUCAAAUAUUGCUUUCUAACAUUGCUCUCCCUCUCUUUCUUCAGCUUGCUGCUUUCCUUCUAGGACACACCUCUCCUCACCUCUCAGCCUUAAACUCUGGCUUUGUCUAUUGAGGGAGGGGGACCCACCUAUUCCCAGUCUAGCACAAGCCCUUAGGUCUUUUGUUCUCCUAAUGGCCCAUCACCCAGGAGGCUAGCCUGACUUGAUUAGCUUUUGCACACUUGCUGAAACCAGAGAUUAGACGCUUCUCGCAUUCCGUUUAACUCCUCAAGCACUUACUGGAUCCAGGGAAUAGAGUGGUCUGGCACCCACAAACUCAUAACACUACCUCCCCCCCCAAAAAAAAAAAAAUCAGACACCUGUCCACACAUUUUCAACAAACAGCAAAAUAUCUCUUUCCUGCAGAAAAUUCACAAACAAGUGAGCCAAAGCAUGAGAACACACAUCAUUAAAAACAGAUAAAAAUACAAAAUGACACUUUUAACCCAACCCAGUACAGUAUCAGCUUAUUCCUUUCAAACAAGUCAGGUUUUCUCCUUUCUCCUUAGUGCACACUCCGAGUCAGUUCUGUAUUCCACACUUGGCAUGUCCAAGAUAGUGAGUUUUGACAUGUUUAAGGCAGGAUACAACUCUUAGCGCCUUUGUUCAUUUCCCCCUUCUGCUCCUGCUGCACAAGGCAGCUUUCAAACAUACAGCUAGCUCAACAGUUCCUACAAAUCAUUCAACAGCUCCCAUCACCACAAACAUGCAAAAAACAACAACAAAUCAACAGCAUUCAGAAAAUAAAAUAAAAAACUUGCCAAAACUUCCAGGAUGGUCCCCUGCAGCAAAUAAUAAAACAGUCCCAAAAAAACAUACCAUGCUGUUGCCUGCAUGACUGUUUGUCUUGGGAUUUCACCAAGUUCUCAGUUCCAAGUAGAUCAACAGUUUACUUUGGGGCUCAAAUCACACAUUCAGGGUUUGUUUUUCAAAUUUCUCUUUCCCCUCCCCUCUAGUUGUGGAUCGGAGGCUCCAAACUCCAGUCCCCAAACAGUCUCUGCAGUGGCAUGCAGGGCUUCAAGACACAACCAUAGGGGAACACAUCUGCUUCUGCACUGGCACACUGGGGGUUCCCUUCUACUUUUUUCAUCUUACUAACCCUGGGCCAGUCCACUACAUCCCCUGCCCCCAAACUGUAAAUCAAAGUCUUUACCUGGGGAUACCUUCAUUAGGAUCAGACCCCCUAAGUUGGUGACCAGAAAUUGGCCUCUGUUUCCUCCCAACAGCCGUGAAUUCCCCUCUCUGCUUACUCCCAACAUCUCCUGAAUGCUUCAUGGGCCCAAAGAAAGGCAGGUAAUCCUCCCAGUGGCUCUUUCUUCCAAAACCCAUGAGAUCCUGGGUGACUGUAAGUUCUGGGAUGGGUGCCCACCGUGCAAGGCUAUAUUAGGGCACCCAAGGGGCAAAAUCAUUGUGGGCAGUUAUCUCAUCCAUUUCCUCAGACACCAGCUGCUCUUCUUGAAUGCUCUCUCAUACCUCCAAUUUCUCCUGCCACAUCUCUUCUUUUGGCACCUCUGCAAGCCACUUAUGCACACUUAUGCCUCUGGCUUUUCCGGUGUCUUUUCCACCACUAAGAAAAACACCGCUGCUCUACUUGCGCACAAAUAUUAACACAUCUCUUUUUCUGGCACACAUGGAGUGAAUAGAUCUCUAGGCAGCAGCUCUUCACCUCCAUCCUGCAGUGUGUCCUCCCGCUGAGGCACCUUCCUCCUGCACUCUCCCUUUUCCACAGCAGGCUCCGAGGGAGUGGAGAAAUCAGUCAGUAGCAGCUGCUCAGCUCCAGCCAGCUGGAGGCGUUGUCUUCCCCCUUGCCUUCAGCUACUAACUUUGCGGUCCAAGCCUCUCAGCUGCCCAUCCACACAGUGGAUCUGUUUGGCCACCCUUCCAUCUAGGCGUCUUGUAGCUGAGCUCCUGGGUCACUUCCAAACCCCUGUAAGCAUAUCAUGAGGCAAGGCUCUCACCUCGCAUGUAGUCAUGCAUUCAUCUCCAUGGAGAAUUCGUCGCCACUCUGCCAGCAGCUGAUCCAUUUUAUCCAACCGCCUGCUUUGUUGUUACUUCACUCUCGUAAGCCACUCAAGGAGGGUUGCUGUUGUUCCUGCCGAUUCAGGCACACAUCUUUCCCACGCCCUCCUCCAGGAAACCCAAAUGCCAACUUCUGACACCAGUGUUGCACAGCAAUCCAAUCUCUGAGCAAUUCAAGAUUCUGGGGUUCUAUGAGCUUACCCAGGGUUUGUGUUUCCUUUAGGUAAUGAGGCCUGGCAGAGACUGUUGCCUUUAAUAUAUAUGGUUUAUUUAUCUAUGAUAUAUUGUUCAUUUAUUAACCUGAGCCUACAAUGGAGGGGUUCACAGCAUCAGCACCCCAAAAGGGUCUUGUUUCUUCCACACCUAUGGUACAUACUGAUGUCUGCCAUGGAUCCAGACAGACAUCAAACAUGGCUUUCUAAAGUUGCGCUCUCACGCUCUCUCCAGCUUGCUGCUUUGCUUCUAGGGCACAUUCCUUCUCACCUCUAAUCUAAACUCUGGUUUUGUCCUUUGAAGGAGGCCCCACCCACCCAUUUUUCAUCUAGGACAAGCCCUUUGGUCCUUUGUUUUCUUAAUGGCCCAUCACCCAGCAGCCUAACCUAUCUCAAUUAGCUUUUAACACUUGCUGAAUCCAGGGAUUAGAAGUGUCUAGUACUCAGUUUAAUACUCCAAACCUUGAUUAAACUCUAAAACUUAUUGGAUCCAGGAACAUUAUCAAGUAUCGGGGCAAAGCUUUCUGGUUUACCCAGCCCAAGGUGAGCAGUUUUUAGUCUGUCAGCAAAACAGAUCUUGGUCUUUUCUCUGAAGAAAAACCUAGUGUGUAAAAGAAGC